AUGACGUAUAUCAAGAGAGACUCAAGAGCAGCCAAUUAUUCCGACUUGACCCUCUCUCCUAUCUCUACCUCAGAUCUCCUUCACUAUGGCGAGAUCACCCAAGAAACAGUCUCAUUCUCUGCCCUCAGAGCCCUGGAAGGUCGACGAGCCUUUCGGUCCUCCUCCGAUCCAAAUCCAACGCUCGGUCUCGGGGGUAUCCAGCGACUCCGAAAUACGCUCUCCAAGAUCUCCCCUUCGGCUCUCGCCGAGAAAGAACUCCUCCGCAAGAAGAACCAAUACAAAAUUCCUCUGACUGAACGCAAUGUCGACACACUCGUCACAGCACAAGAGUGCAAUGAAGCCUACAAACCUCGUCACUCACCCGAGAUCCAAGUCACCGAGUGGCUCGAGCGAGUAUCAUGA
Messenger RNA from Penicillium nucicola, 402 nucleotides. RefSeq lists its product as uncharacterized. The record is from RefSeq and is a predicted model, not a curated record. Bases 1 to 402 code for a protein of 133 amino acids. The transcript is spliced from 2 exons. NCBI's taxonomy places the organism in Eukaryota, Fungi, Ascomycota, Eurotiomycetes, Eurotiales, Aspergillaceae.